AUGUCGCAACGUCGUCGCAAGCCGUCGUCGCGACAUUCCCCCGACACCAAAGACAACAUCACGCCCAUCGGCUACGUCCUCGAGUGGACCGCACCGCAUCCUCACCACCGGCAUCGCCUCGAUACGGUCGACAACCUGAGGUCCGAGCUCCUCGGCGGGCCGCCGUCCGGUGUCCAGCAGCUCAUCGUUCUCCGAGGCGACGCCGUCCUCGAUACCGACGUGAGCGAAGCGCUGCGGAACCUCGCGGGCGUCGACAGCGCGUUUAUCGAAGCGUUUGCGCAGCAGGGCGCGCCGUGUCGUCGUCCGCGAGGUCCGGCGCGGUGGUGGACGGCGCGAUACCCGGAGGAGACGACGACGGAUGGGGGCAAGAGCGUGAUGAUACGGCGAGCGGCGCUGUGGCCGUCUUCGCAGGUCCCGGUUCUCUUGGUUGAUACGCCGCUCGUGGGGGAGGCGGAGGAGGAGGAGGAGGAGGCCGAGCGAAAGAGGAGGAGGAGACGCAAAGUGGAGGCACCGAGGCUGACGCACCAAGACGCAGCGACGAGACGCUCGGCGCUGCAGCACGGCGCGGCGGCGCCGAGACGGCAUGGCGCUUCGCAGCUUGCCGGGCCAGCCUCGACCGUGACACUCGACGACGAACUCGCCAGCGCCAUCGACCAUGCCCAGCAGCAGGUGAUUGCCCUGGAAGAGAUGCUCGCCGAGCUCGUCCACGACCGCUGGACAGCCCGCCUCGGCGCCCUGCCGCUUGACACCGCCGCGCGGUUGCUCUGGAGUUAUGCUGUCGCGCUCGAGCGUAAUCUCGACGACGACGACAAGAACAACAUGCGCCGCGGCACCCGCCAGAGCCUCCGGCACGUGGGCCCGGCAGCCGCCGCAUGGACGGAGCUCUCGCAACGGGUGCAGCUGCGCAUCCAGCUCGCCGCCGCCGCCGCCGCCGCCGUCACCGCCACCGCCCGUCCACCCUCUACGCCCCCUGCCACCGCUGCUGCUCUCGCCGCCGCCGCCGAUCCCGACUCUGACACGCGCAGCCUCGACCGCAUCGCGUACCUCGGGGCAGCGCUGCUCCCCGUCAGCAUCGUCUCGGGCAUCCUCGCCGUCGAGGGCCGCUACGGACCCGGGGGCGCCCAGUUUUGGGUAUUCUGGGUCGCGAGCGUCGUGGCGGUCGCGGCGGCGCUGGGCUUUGUCUGGCUGGAUCGGCUGCGCCUGGCAGAGGUCUGGAUCGAGAUGCCGACGAGCAGCGGUAACGGUGAUGGUGGUGGUGGUGUAGCGGCGGCGGCGGAGGAGGCGGCUGCUGGCGGCUUCGUCGCCGAUGGGGACAGAAUGGUGCGGGCGGCAAGCGCGUGGCGCAGAGAGCGGAUGGGCUGGGGGCGUGCGAUGAAGAAGGUGUCGGGGUAUUACAGUCUGCGUGGUGCGCGGUGGAUUCGCUUUCGGAAGCCGGUGACGGCGGAGGAGAAAUGGAAGGAUUGGAAAGACGAUGUCAUUGUCGUUGAAGAAGAGUAG
Molecule: messenger RNA, 1497 nt
Organism: Beauveria bassiana ARSEF 2860
Lineage: Eukaryota; Fungi; Ascomycota; Sordariomycetes; Hypocreales; Cordycipitaceae
Exons: 1
Coding region: 1-1497 (498 amino acids)
Source: RefSeq, a predicted model, not a curated record